CGCUGCCGCGCCUUCGCCUCCAUUCUCCUCCGUCGCUGCUUGUCGUUUUGCAUGUGUUGGGGCCUUUGCGUGGGUUUGCGUUGCCUUUGUUGCACCUCCAUCGUUUUGUUGCUUCUCUUGGAGGUCUGCUACUCGUUUUGCUGCGUAUCUUGGAGGUCUGCUGCCUAGCGAAUCUGAGAAACGAUUUGGGUUCAAAGGUUUGAAUGAAUAUAUGAACAAUGUCAGAGAAAGAUGACAUUGAGGAUGAGAUAUACAUACGAAGCAUACAAUUUAAUACUCUCCUCAUUCAACAUUAUUAUGAGAGUUAUGUUCAUAAAAAUUCUUGCAUGACAUCGUCUCAAACAGGUAAUAAAUGGGUAAUGGAAGUAUUACAAGGUCAUCCAAGUCGGUGUUAUAAUGAAUUUAGAAUGCACAAGGAAGUAUUUUAUCAUUUAUGUAGUGACUUGGAGACCGAAUUUAGGGUGCUGGGUUCAAAUAGAACAAGUCAUAUUGAAGUAGUGGCAUUAAUACUAAAUAUUCUAGGACAUGGAUGUGGGAAUAUGACGGCAAGAGAACGGUUUCAACAUUCCGGGGAAACCGUUAGUAGGUAUUUUGGAAAAGCAUUAGAUAUGUUGUGUUCAUAUGGUGAGAAAAUGAUCAAGCCGUUGGAUCCAGAAUUUGAAAGUGUUGCGCCGGAGAUAAUGAGGGAUAAGAGAUACAUGCCGCAUUUUAAGGAUUGCAUUGGUGCUAUUGAUGGAGUGCAUAUUCCCGCUUCGAUAUCUCCUCAACAUCAAAUACCAUUUAUUGGUAGAAAAGGGAUACCAACCCAAAAUGUUAUGGCGGUGUGUGAUUUUAAUAUGCAAUUUACAUUUGUAUGUGCCGGUUGGGAAGGGUCUGCUCAUGAUACAAGGGUGUUUCAAUCAGUUCUUCGAAAUCCCAAUUCGAAGUUUCCUAAACCUCCACAAGGAAAAUAUUAUGUCGUUGAUGCGGGAUACCCACAAAUGAAUGGAUUUUUGGGACCCUAUAAAGGUCCAAAACAACAUUUUCAAGAAUAUCGUGGGCAAGGGCCAAGAAAUGAAAAAGAGGUAUUUAACCAAGCACACUCUUCUCUUAGAGGCGUUAUAGAACGCACAUUUGGAGCUUGGAAAAAGAAAUGGCAUAUUUUAAGAAACAUGGAAGGUUUUUCAUUUAAGAAGCAAGUGAAGAUUGUUAUUGCAACCAUGACUCUUCAUAAUUAUAUACGAAGACAUGCGAAUCAUGAUAGGCAUUUUGACAUUGAUGAAAAUUCGGUUGGCAUAUCAAAUGAUGAGAUGGAGAUGGAUGAUGCAGAAGAAGAAAAUCAUGGUCAUGUUGCACAAGAAAUGGAAGCAAUAAGAAAAGAAAUUGCUCAAAGUUUGAUGAGAGCACGUGGUACCGCAAAUUUUUAA
This is a messenger RNA of Fragaria vesca subsp. vesca, 1406 nucleotides long. RefSeq names its product putative nuclease HARBI1-like. NCBI's taxonomy places the organism in Eukaryota, Viridiplantae, Streptophyta, Magnoliopsida, Rosales, Rosaceae. The record is from RefSeq and is a predicted model, not a curated record. The coding region runs from base 219 to 1406 and encodes 395 amino acids. The transcript has 4 exons.